GCGAUUCUAUUCCCGUACACCACAAGGAAACACGCUUUAGAUAACACACGAAAUGUCUCUGCGGCCUUACUUCUUCGACUACGACCUUCCAAGAUGGCCGAGGCGUCUUCUCGACCAGAACUUCGGAUUAACCGUCACUCCAGAUGACUUAAUGGCGGCGUCUAUCAAUCCUAUCAGUCCAAUUGUGUCUGGUGUGCAGCCCUGGUGGCCUAAAGCUGCUGGAUCUUCGAUAAAAGUGGACAAAGACAAGUGGCAAGUCAACGUUGAUGUACAACACUUCUCUCCUGAUGAAAUUACUGUCAAGAUCAGCAAUGGCUUCAUCGUUGUCGAGGGUCAACAUGAAGAGAAGCAGGACGAGCAUGGUUUUAUUUCGAGGAAGUUUGUGAGGAGAUUCAAACUGCCGGAGGGAAGUAACCCUGAUUCUGUGGAGUCCAGACUGUCUUCUGAUGGUAUUCUUACAGUGAUUGCUCCUAACAAGGCUGUGACUGAUAAAGGAGAGAGGGCAGUUCCUAUAACUCAUACUGGACCAGUGAGGAAGGAGGUAGCCGAAGAACCAAAGAAGGAAUAAGUGUUAAAAACAAACAGACUGUUGAAGACUGCUUUUGAUACCAUCAUCAUCAUCGGCCUAGCCUUUUCCCAACUAAGUAUGUUGGGGUCGGCUUCCAGUCGAACGGAUGCAGCUGAGUACCAGUGUUUUUUAAGACUGCUUUUGUAUUAAGUUUUUUUUACGUAUUAAAGUCUAUUUUUGUACAA
Messenger RNA from Helicoverpa armigera (cotton bollworm), 753 nucleotides. Its product is annotated as protein lethal(2)essential for life. Lineage: Eukaryota; Metazoa; Arthropoda; Insecta; Lepidoptera; Noctuidae. The transcript has a single exon. Gene Ontology annotation, biological process: response to heat; protein refolding. Bases 53 to 568 code for a protein of 171 amino acids. Gene Ontology annotation, cellular component: nucleus; cytoplasm. The record is from RefSeq and is a predicted model, not a curated record.